Candidozyma haemuli is the source of this 1830-nucleotide messenger RNA. RefSeq names its product Bzz1p (gene BZZ1). The transcript has a single exon. Gene Ontology annotation, molecular function: protein binding. Lineage: Eukaryota; Fungi; Ascomycota; Pichiomycetes; Serinales; Metschnikowiaceae. The coding region runs from base 1 to 1830 and encodes 609 amino acids. The record is from RefSeq and is a predicted model, not a curated record. Gene Ontology annotation, biological process: regulation of actin filament polymerization.
AUGUCGUUGCAAGAACUUUCGAUAGGAAAUGAUCUUAAGGACCAGUUCAAACCUUCUUCUAAGUGGAUCAACAAUGGUGUAAGCUGGUUACUGGACAUUGAGAGUUUCUACAAAGAACGAGCUACCAUUGAACAAGAGUAUUCCGCUAAGCUCAACGACCUUUGCAAGAGGCAUUUUUCCAAGAAAGCUAAACAGUCGUCAUCGUUGUCUGUUGGUGAUGAACCUCAGAUUACUCCUGGCUCUUUAGAGAGUGCUUCUGUGGUUAUGUGGAACGAAGUUCUUACCCAAACCGAGAAUAUCGCUAAAGAAAGAGAGAAUUUAGCUGGUGAAUUUACAAACACGAUUGCUUCAAAUGUGAUUCAAUUACAAAGCAAGUGUCUGAACCUUUCCAAGCACAUUGAGACUAUUCAUGAGUUCUUAGACUCCGAAAAGACAAAGGUGGAAGACGAUGUUGCGAAGUCGAAGAAGCACUACGACUCAUUAUGUCAAAAUACAGAGACUGCCAGACUUAAAACAGAGAAGUCACUGAACGAGAAGUAUCAGGCUAGACUUAAGGAGAGGGAGAUUGAUAUGAAUAUCGGAAAGAAUGCCUAUUUGAUCUGUAUCAGUCAGGCCAACCGUCUUAAAGAUAAAUAUUAUUUCCAGGAUUUACCUGAAGUUCUUGAUUAUUAUCAGGACCUUAACGAGACAAGAGUUACCAUUUUGAAUAAGAUUCUUAAGAAUGCCUCUAUCAUUGAACGUAAUUCUAAUGAUAAGGUUAAGGACUUGCUUCAUGACGUGGAUGCUGUCAUAGAUCAAAAUAACCCUAAAUUGGACGUUGCUAUGUUUAUCAAGCAUAACAAUAGAGCUUGGAAAGAACCAAAUGACUUUGUCUUUGAGCCAUGCAGUUUCUGGCACGAUGACGAAUCUCUUGUUACUAAAGAGCCAGAGUUGACCGACUUGAAGAAACGUUUGAAUCAGACGAUCAACAAAUACAACAUAGGAAAAGAAAAUACGCUCACAGCGAAGCAAAAGUUGGAAGAGGUUGCUCAAGAUCGGUCAAGCUCCGAAGAUAAAGAGUCACUUAGGUUUGACCUGAGAUUAGACGAUGUCUUGACUUUACUUCACAAAUUUAUGAAGGAAGACUCAGAAAGAGUCAAGCUCGAAGUCGAAAUUGAAAUUAUUCAAAACUUUGCUGGUGACCAAGACAUGUCUUACUACGAGGAAGCCAAGCCAAAGAAAUCAAGGUUUGGUUUAUUCAAAAACAAAAAACAUCACAACACUGAACAACAAGGCAGUGAAACACACUCUCUUCACACUGUCACGAGUAACAUUACGUCACAUUCUGGUGGCCUCUUCAGUUUACGAAGAAACAAAACGGUCGCUUCCAACAAUGAGGGCAGCGCUUUGUCACUCAAAGCUAGCGCUAACUAUCCAUACGAUGCUGAUGGAGACGACGAAAUCUCUCUCCGGCCAGGAGAAAGCUACGAUGUCUUGGAGGAGGACGAUGGCUCUGGAUGGACGACUCUUAGGGCUGGCACUGGCGCACAGGGUCUUGCGCCUACUUCUUACUUGACUAUCACUACUGGUGGUAGCGCCGCUGGCGGAAAUGAUCUGGGCCUGACCCCAAAGAAGAAGGGUCCAGCUGUGGCACCUAAGCGUGGAGCCAAGAGAGUCGAAUACGUUGAAGCACUUUACGAUUACGUUGCAGACGAAGAUAAUGAAUUGAGUAUCAGAGCAGGUGACAAGAUCGUGCUUGUACAGGCGGAUACAGAUGGUAGCGGAUGGACCGAAGGAGAACUUGACGGACAGAAGGGACUUUUCCCUACUGCUUAUGUCAAACGCAUAUAG